Molecule: messenger RNA, 5665 nt
Organism: Magallana angulata
Lineage: Eukaryota; Metazoa; Mollusca; Bivalvia; Ostreida; Ostreidae
Product: nucleoporin NUP188-like
Exons: 51
Coding region: 49-5328 (1759 amino acids)
Biological process (GO): RNA export from nucleus; protein import into nucleus
Cellular component (GO): nuclear pore inner ring
Molecular function (GO): structural constituent of nuclear pore
Source: RefSeq, a predicted model, not a curated record
GUACGACCUACCAAGUUUAGUUUCGGUUUCAUUUCAAACACGGUGGCAAUGGAGGGAGAUUUGGGUAACCUAAGCAGUUUUGGGAAUCGAUCCUUCUAUCAGCUGAUCAAUGGGACUGGCGUACUCAGGCCUCACGAAUUUGUGGACAGAGAGUUGAACAGAAAUAAAAAGAAAAUCAUCAAUGGCUUAAGUUUUUAUAAGAAGCCAAGAUGUGUUCAAGGGGAAAUCCUGAAAACAAAGAAGAUGAAAAAAGUGACAGAAGAGUUCCUCCUAAAGACCAGUGCCUUUCUGGGUCUGGAUGAGGGAGAGACGUAUGAACUGUUUACCUCCUACCUGUCCAACGACUUCCGGGGCUCCAAGAAGGAGCUGCAGCAAGUGCUGAGGAAUGAACGCCUGGCCCACGCCCUGGCCUACAAAGUCCGGGACUACUACUACACCGAGAGACUGUACCUCCUCCAAAGUGUCAAGGUCAUUGUCAACUCAUGGCAGAACAACCUUCACCCCUUCCAGAGAGAGUUUGGGACUUUUAUGAAGAGUACAGAGGUAGUCAGUGGGAGUUGGAUGAAAAUGCUUUUAGAGACCUUUGAACAGCUAACACAAGAACCUUUCCCAACUUGGGAGACCAACAGUAUUUUAAUGAAUGACCGUCAGAUGUAUUUAUGGGUGCAGGAGAAUCUGAGAGAACAGAGUGAAAUUUUGGAGAUCCUGUACAUAUAUGUUAAAGAUUUUGAUCUUCCUGAGGAACAAGUCCUUAAACUUCUAGAGCUCUUCAAGCGACAUGGAUUUGGGCGAUUACAGAAUUACAAACAUGUCAUAGACGACUCUCUUAUUUUCCUGGUGAAAAGAAUAGGAUACCUGGAGGUGUUGAUCUGUGUUGAAAUGAUGGAUCUUGAGGCUGUACUGGCCUGCAUUGAGAGAGGAAGUUUCAACGAUCACUUUCUCUUGAAAGACAAAGAAACAUUCAUGAAGCUGGAUAAGGUCGUACAGACCCUGGGUUCUGAGGACAGUCAUGGCCCCCUCCUCUUGCUCUGGUCAGCCAUGCACAUGUUUGGCGGGGAAGGCUCAGACUUUUCCCUGGCCAGGAAGUACGGGAAUGCCGCCAUACAUCUGCACGUGUUCCAUUACCUGUACAACCUGUUGAUGUCAGAGCCAUUCAACGAGGAAAACUCGAUGAUCUGCUCUGUCUCACACCUGACUGUUUACAACCUACUGGUCCUGAUCCUGUCCACGUUUGAUGAACACACGCUUGGAACCGACCAGGAUGCUCUAGCUUUACACAGAGUGAUUUGCCUUGUUCUCAAACAAGUCAGUGUAUCAGAAGACUUCUGGGAGAAGGGGAGUGAUGAGGGAGUGGGGAGUGUCUAUCAUUCUGCCUUGUUGCGGUUUCCUCUGGAUUACAGCAGUUUUGUCCAGUUCAGUGCAGCUUUGGCAGAAUCCACACCAACAAGUGCAGAAAGGGUUUUCCACAUCUGGAAGCAGUUACAGCGGUACACGGAGUACCUGGAUUGUAACCACUCCUCUGACCUCACCUCCACCAAGGAACUGAAUGAGUGGAAACUAGUUGUCAAUAAACGCCCGUACCCAAACAGAGAUUUUAUAUUAAAUGCUGGGACCAAGGGGAAAAUACUCACAAUGGGAACAAAGCAUGAUGCUAGCCCCAUCAUCCAGUGGUAUGUGACGUUCAGUGGAUGGGAUCUUCUUCUCUGUGAGGUAGAGACGUUGCUGGAUCAGGUAGCCCAAGGCUCAGGCAUGGUGUCUCCCACACAGAUAGAGAAAGUGACAGAUGCUGUAGAAUUGGUACAUGCUGUGCUGAAGAAUCAUCCACAGAGUGAGAAAGACUUCCAGCCUAUCAUCCAUUGUAUAUACUCACUGAUCCACAGAUUUGUGAGACUGUCCCACCCACCUAUUUUACUGAUCGUCCAAUGUAUAGAGUGUGUAACCUGUCUGGCCAAACAGAAUCCAGUCAAGGUUUGGCACAAUAUGAAACAGACUGGGUUAUUGCCAUAUCUCACAGAAAACAUCGACAACAUCUCAGAAAUACUCAGUGGUCAAGGUUUGAUGGCUGGUUGCUAUGGUAACAUGCUGUUUGGAGUGGAAUGUAUCGAGGGAUCGUAUCCCAUCACAACAGCCGUAUUGGAAUUCAUCUCGAACAUUAUUGAGCCAUUCUUCAAAGACUCCAUGGAGAGUGAAUUAAUGGCCUCUUUCAUGUACAUCUUGCGGGAAAUCUUUCCUGUUUUUCAAAAAUGGAGAUUUUACAAACUAAAGACAAGAGAGCUGAUUGGAAGAAAAUGUGUUGAGAUUUUUCAUAAAACUCUGGAAAAUGUGAUCAACAGAAGCAAGCCAGUAGAGUCCACAUCAAAGAGACCUAAAGUACAGGAAGUGGUUGUCUACAGCCUGUUGUUCACAGAAGCUGGACAGACUCUGCUGGGAAUCAUCGCCACUGGCUCAGACAAUGUAGACCAGGCCUUGGUUCAACAGGGAAGUAUGGCGGAGGGUGGUAUAGGAGCAGAGAUGAUCCGGCUGAUCCAGAUUUCUUUCUCGGUUCUGAACCAGCUGUUGUUGCUGAAGAGUCCUGACCUGCCCUUGUCUCCAGUAGAGUCGGCUCUAUCUUCUCAGCCAGUGGUCCGCCAGAACCAGCACAUUGUAGCGACCAUAGCCCAGUACAUCUACCACAAACACAACCCCCGCCUGCCCAUGCUGGCCUGUCUCCUCCUCAAGAGGCUGGCCUUGGUGACAAAGAUGUCUAUCCUGUCGUGUUUUGGGGGAGCUGCUGAGUCAGUGAGGGACAUGUACCUUAACCGCCUACAGGGUGCCACAGAAGACCUGAAGCUGAAGGUGUCCAUUUUGGAGUUUUUGUCAGUCUGUGUGGAGGCACAGCCGGGUCUGAUAGAGAUGUUUCUAAAUGUCCAACUCACUGACUCCUCAUCAUCAGAGGCCGCCAGAAAGGAUUUAUCCAUUGGUAAAAUUAGCUGCCUUCAAACUGUUCUGAAUCUAAUGGAAGCAGAUAAACAGAUGACUUACAAGUGCCCCUCUGACUUGCUCUGUGCCUGUAUGGAGUUCAUCCACUCGCUUUGGUCCGGUCACAGAGAAACAGCCAUGUCUGUCUUGAGAACCUGUGACAAGUUUUGGAUGAGUGUGUGUGCCCCUCUGUCUCGAAAUUUACCAAACUCUGAAGAGGAACCAGGAAAGGAUGUGUACACACAUCAGGUGAAGACGGUAUCCCAUGUGUUGGAGAUUCUUGCUGAAGAAAUUUUCUGUGUGGCAAGCGGAAAACUUGAUGAAAAACUGAAGAAAUGUUUGGCAGAAAUAAACUCGACCAGUAGACUGAAGUAUUGGACAGGGCAAGUCCGUGACUGUCUGAUCGCUGAGGCGGGACAAAGCAGUCAGCACAAGGAGGGGCUGAGUGAGCACCACACGCUCAGACUUCUGAUCGCCUGGAAGAACUUCCUUAUCACACUCACCAGACUACAGGUGGAGCAACUGAAGAUGGACAAUCAGUUGAAGGAGAUGAUCAUUAUAGACAUGUUGGAGGCUCUCCGUGCUUUGAUCAAUGGAAGCAGCACCCCGCUGAACAAUAAACUGGCCAAGAUAACCAGUGCUUUGAUUUUCCGACUCAUCACAUCAUGGACAAGCGCCCUCAGUGAUGUGAGGAGGACUGUGCGUGAUGUCAAGAUGGCGAUCCUGGAGGCCUUGUCUAACAAUGCCUCGGUCGUCCCCUCUCUACAGAUCGGGAUGAUCGGCUCACUGGUGGCCAUGUUACAGCAUGUCCGACCCAACCCAGCCAAGAAGGUGGACCCAGACACUUUGUUGGAGGUGUUUAAGACCGGCUGUGAAGUGAUCCACCAGAGCAUAUUCCAGUUACCGACCGCCAAAGAUCUUACCCCGGGGAGUACGGGGGAGGUGUGGCUCAAGAUGCAAGUUGUUAGUUGCUGUCUACUGGACGAAGUGAUCCUUCAGCUUUCUUCUGAGUUGUCAUGGUUACCUGUUUUACAAGAACAUCUCGUCAUAUCCUCCUUACUCUCCUCUGUAGAAUACUUCAUCAAGAAACCUUUCUUUCAGGCAAAACAAGGUCUGAACUUUGUUCACACCGUGAUACUACUGUUUCUAACCAUUGCCAAGCAAGAAAAGGGGGCCGAGUCCUUGGCCUCCAGUGGCCUGACCCAGCACCUCUGUCUGUCCGUCACAAACCUGUAUGAGGAUCUGGAACCUGCUGCAAUGAGGCAAACCAUGAAGAUGACCUCCAAACAGAGCGAGAGUGCGGUGACUCUGUCAUGGCACGGAGUCUACUGCCUCUGUGUAGAUCUCUAUGCCACAGCUCUACUGGUGCUCAAGUUCUCCUUCCUUGAGGACGCCUUCCAUUUCCUGGGGGUUCACCAAGACAGAAUGCUUCAGUGCUUUGAGCUGUCCAAGGUGCUGCUGCAGGAAAAUGUGUUGUUUGAAGCAGAGAAGACAUGUGACUUUAUUUGUCAGCUGUCAUCAUACCUACCCCAGUGGAGAGUUAGCUCCCCUGAAUCGGUUCAUCAGCUACAGGGCAGUGUUUUGUACCUGUGUCAGACGUAUGUUGCCUACCUAACAAGUACCAGAUAUCUACAGCACAUGUUGGAGAACAGGGCACCAGAAAACCACAUGCACAGGCGGAGUCUGCAGCAUCAGUCUUCACUGGAGGACGAGUUACCAACCAAACAUGUCCUGGUGAUCAAAAAAAGAAUGCUACAAAUACUAGGCAGAGGUUUCUCCAUGCUGAGACAGUUCACUCCAGAACUUUGCGAGGUUUUGUAUGAGAGGAACAUGGACUAUGCAGAGCACCAGCCAUUUUUAGCAUUAGCCUUUACAGCGCCAUCUAUUGAGCAGGAGUGUCUUCCGUCAUUCGGAACCUUCACUUCCUGUGUGAGAGAUGUCUGUGUCAGACUGUUGACUAAGCAUGAAGUUAAACCUGGUCAGUCUCCACAUUCCUCUACAGAACCUAACGUCCUGGAGGUCAUUCCAAAGUCGCUGAUCGUGUUUGUGAUGGAGAACGCCCUGUAUCUGGUCAUGUCUCAAGCCAUGCGAUUGUUGAGGGACCCUGGCCUGCCACAGACAGACAAACAGCUGCUGAAGAGGGAGCUGGGCACAGAAAUGAACUACUUCCUGAUGGAGCUCCAGAGAUACUUGAAACGAGGGGCCCCAACAUCCCCCUCCCCCAGCUCUGCCCAUCGCCAGCCCAGCCCCAAGAUCAGCGGCACUCCCAAUGUUCUGGGGCGGUCCCUGUCACAGACAGCCCUGAUGUCUGCCCCAGAAAUGGAGUUCUUUAAAUUCGUCCAAGAGUUCGUGUCCGCUGUGUUAAAGUGAUGAGGAGGAUGAAGAAUCAGGGUCCAAAUCUGAUCUCGGUACACAUAUACUAGGGAAGAAACUCGAUGGAGAAAUAAGUUAUUUCUAAAAUGAAUAGAUUUUGUGUUUGGAUCCCUUAAAAAAAAACAAUGUGGAUAUACAGUGACAAGAAGCCACCACUAUGCUGUGUUCUCCUAACCUAGUACAGACAGAUCAACACUGACUUGUACCAGUGUGACAGACAGAUCAAAACCGACUUGUACCAGUGUGAUGUAUUCAGCCUGUAUGCUCUGUGUUUUAUGUAUAUAAAAAUGAAUUUGUUGUACAAAGAUUACAUUAAAAGUAUUUUCAUAUAGAA